This is a messenger RNA of Lathyrus oleraceus (garden pea), 1318 nucleotides long. RefSeq lists its product as uncharacterized. The coding region runs from base 157 to 1098 and encodes 313 amino acids. The transcript has a single exon. The record is from RefSeq and is a predicted model, not a curated record. NCBI's taxonomy places the organism in Eukaryota, Viridiplantae, Streptophyta, Magnoliopsida, Fabales, Fabaceae.
CUUCACUCAAAGUCAAUCUUUCCCACUUUCCUCUCUCCUUCUCUGUCUCUCUCUCUCUUUCUAUAUAAUCAUCCUUUCACAUUCAAACCGACACCCAUUUUCCCAUUCCACCAUCGCAACUGGUUUCACUUUCAUCACCCACAAACCAACACCACCAUGGAGGUUGAAGUUUUGUCACCGGUAACACCACCGGAGUUCAACUUCGACAGCAACUGUUCUUCUCCAUACAUCACCGCUCCUUCAUCACCUCAACGCUUCGCCAACAACUUCUUCUUCAGUGCCCCUACCAGCCCAACUCGCAUUUCCCCUCUCUUCCCUCAAUCCCCUCAUCCUUUUCACACAGACACCAAUCCCAACCACAACAACAACUACAGUUUUGGCAACGACGACGACUUCCAGUUCGACUUCACCCCUAAUCUCCCAAGAGCAUCUCUUUCCGCCGCCGACGAACUCUUCGAUGACGGAAAGAUCCGUCCUUUGAAACCCCCGCCACCAACUUCUCCGAGAACAAGAAAGAACAAAACAGUUCAUGGAGAAAAAACAUUCGUUAAGGAAACACCGAGAAACGAAGAAGAAAAACGAGGGAGAGAGAGACUUACAUCUUCUGGUCGGAAAGGAAGCAGGUCGUUAUCACCUCUAAGAGUCUCCGACAUCGUGUACAACUCCGAGGAAAAAGAUGUUUCAGAUUCCGUUUCUGUUUCUUCUUCAACAAGCAACAUGAAAUCGUUCUUAUCCUUUACAAAAGGCUAUAGAAAAUGGAAGAUAAGAGAUUUUCUCCUCUUCCGAAGUGCUUCCGAGGGAAGAGCAGACGAGAAAGAUCCUUUGAGAAAGUACACGGCUCUGUCGAAAAAACCUGCGGCGGCGGAAGAAGAUGUUCGGAAUUUCAGUUUCCGGUCUACUGAGAGUUCCGGUUCGGUUUCGAAGCGGCGUGGACCGGUUUCGGCUCAUGAGUUGCAUUACACGAUGAACCGGGCCGCUACUGAGGAGAUGAAGAAGAAAACAUUCUUGCCUUAUAAACGUGGUUUGUUGGGUUGCUUGGGGUCCAAUCAUCGUAUGGAUCAGAUUUCUAGAGGAAUUGGGUCAUUCACACGUUCAUAGAAUCAUAAUCAUAAUCCAUGUUUGGAUUGUUUACUUUUCUUCCCUUUUUCUUUUCAUUUUUUGGGUAGAAUUCUAUGUUGUUGCCAAACAUGUUGUUUUCAUUUUCAGUUUGUUCUUUUGAGAAUGUAUCCACAAAAGAGACUGGAAUUUGUUGAACAUAAUAAUCAUAAGUGUACACUUCACAUGCAAACAUAUAUAAAAGGUUCUUUACAUUUGUUGA